Boleophthalmus pectinirostris (great blue-spotted mudskipper) is the source of this 501-nucleotide messenger RNA. Its product is annotated as cocaine- and amphetamine-regulated transcript protein-like. Gene Ontology annotation, molecular function: neuropeptide hormone activity. The transcript has 3 exons. Lineage: Eukaryota; Metazoa; Chordata; Actinopteri; Gobiiformes; Gobiidae. The coding region runs from base 178 to 501 and encodes 107 amino acids. Gene Ontology annotation, biological process: G protein-coupled receptor signaling pathway; positive regulation of MAPK cascade; adult feeding behavior. The record is from RefSeq and is a predicted model, not a curated record.
UUCAUCUCCUGUUUGGGGUCGGAGGUCACGUCGUGUUCACCCCGGCGUGACCCCAGACUUGGCCUCAUUUUCGGAGGUAAACACGUCUCCGUCCGUGUCACCGUUCUCGUAUAAAAGUCGUGUCGUCGGAGCGGUGUGGCAGAUUUUUCCGGCCGUGUUCAGUGGAGGGCCGGAGCGAUGGUGCGAGGGACCACGCUGCUGCUCAUCGGCGCCUCGUGCUGGCUGCUGGGGGCACUGCGCUGCGAGGACGCCAUGGAGGAGCGAUCGGCCGCAGACGACGCACUCAAGGCACGAGAGGAGACGCAACUGAUCGAGGCUCUACAGGAAGUUCUGGAGAAGUUAAAAAGCAAACAGCUGCCGUCCACAGAGAAGAAACUGGGCUGGGUUCCCACGUGUGAAGCGGGGGAGCUGUGUGCGGUGCGUAAAGGCGCUCGUAUCGGUAAACUAUGUGGUUGUCCUGUUGGAACUCACUGUAACUUCAGCGUCCUCAAGUGUCUGUAG